Molecule: messenger RNA, 540 nt
Organism: Hyaloscypha bicolor E
Lineage: Eukaryota; Fungi; Ascomycota; Leotiomycetes; Helotiales; Hyaloscyphaceae
Exons: 1
Coding region: 1-540 (179 amino acids)
Source: RefSeq, a predicted model, not a curated record
AUGCCCACCGACACCCCCUUCUCAAUCCGCCUCGCGCAAACCAUCGGUAUCACCUCCUCCCUCCUCGUCGGCGGCGUCUCCGCCGGCCUCUCCUUCUUCACUAUUCCCCGCCUGCUCGAAUCACCUACCCCAUUAAUGCUUCAGCAAUGGAGGAAAAUGUUCAUCGCAGGCAAACACGCUGCGAUCCCCGGCACUCUCCUCUCCUCUGUUUCAUACUUCUACCUCGCUUACAAUGCUCUGUCGAGCUCGAAUCCAUUCGCCGGGAACGGGGCGGGUUAUAGUUAUUUAAUAUCGGGCGUGUUGAGUGCGGGGAUAAUUCCGUUUACGUUUGCGGUGUUGAUGCCGACUAAUAACAAGUUGGAGGCCAAAGAGGAGGAGACUAGGAUGCUGGAGAAGACGGAUGAGGUUGUUGAGAUUGGGCUAGCGGGCGGCGAGACGGCGAAGGUGUUGGUUGAUAGGUGGGGAGCGCUGAAUUUGGGACGCGUGGGGAUGUUGAUCACCGCGGGUGUCGUCGGGAUUUGGACGAGUGUCAGUAAUUAA